Marmota flaviventris (yellow-bellied marmot) is the source of this 1053-nucleotide messenger RNA. It is a transcript of the gene Dhdh, whose product is annotated as dihydrodiol dehydrogenase. Gene Ontology annotation, molecular function: D-xylose 1-dehydrogenase (NADP+) activity; nucleotide binding. Gene Ontology annotation, biological process: D-xylose catabolic process. Lineage: Eukaryota; Metazoa; Chordata; Mammalia; Rodentia; Sciuridae. The record is from RefSeq and is a predicted model, not a curated record.
GCGGCCCGCAGCCCCCAGGAUUGCGCGACCCGGAGACGUGAAGGAUGGCGCUGCGUUGGGGCAUUGUGUCCGCCGGCCUUAUUUCCAACGACUUCACGACCACGCUGUGCGCACUGCCUCGCUCCGAGCACCAGGUGGUGGCGGUGGCUGCCCGCGACCUGAGCCGGGCGAAAGAGUUUGCACUGAAACACGACAUCCCCAAGGCCUAUGGCUCCUAUGAAGAAUUGGCGAAGGACCCGAAUGUGGAAGUGGCCUAUAUUGGCACCCAGCAUCCCCAGCACAAGGCCGCGGUGUUGCUGUGCCUGAGAGCCGGCAAAGCGGUCCUGUGCGAGAAGCCCAUGGGUGUGAACCCUGCGGAAGUUCGGGAGAUGGUGGCGGAGGCCCGCUCACGGGGCCUGUUCCUGAUGGAGGCCAUCUGGACCCGUUUUUUUCCUGCCACAGAAGCUCUGAGGUCUGUUUUGGCUCAGGGAACUGUAGGGGACCUUCGAGUGGUUCGGAUAGAAUUCGGGAAAAACCUCAUCCAAAUACCCAGGUCCACAGACUGGGCCCAGGCAGGUGGCGGGUUGCUGGACCUCGGAAUCUACUGCUCCCAGUUCAUUUCCAUGGUCUUCGGGGGGCAGAAGCCAGAGAAGAUUUCAGCAGUCGGAAAGCUCCAUGAAACAGGUGUGGACGACACUGUCUCAGUGCUACUUCAGUACCCAGGAGGGGUCCAUGGCAGCUUCACCUGUAGCAUCAGCACAGAUCUCUCCAACGUGGCCUCCGUGAACGGUACCAAGGGCAUGGCCCAGGUUUUCCCAUCCUGGUGCCCAACAAAGUUGGUGGUGAAUGAUGAGCAUAAGGAGUUCCCGCUGCCCCAAGUCCCAAAGAAGUAUAAUUUUAAAAAUGGGUCAGGCAUGAGGUACGAGGCCAUUCACGUCCGCGAGUGCCUGCGCAAAGGCCUCAAGGAAAGUCCUAUCAUUCCUCUGGCAGAAAGUGAGCUGCUGGCUGAGAUCCUCCAGGAGGUGAGGAAGAUCAUUGGAGUCACCUUCUCCCAAGACGAACGCUGAUUCCUGG